UCAUUGUCAUUGUCAUUGUCAUUGUCUUAUCAUUAUCAUUUCAUUAUCAUUAUCAUUAUCAUUAUCAUUAUCAUUAUCAUUAUCUAUCAUUAUCAUUAUCAUUACCAUUAUCAUUCUUAUCAUUAUCAUUAUCAUUCUAUCUUAUCAUUAUCCUUAUGAUUAUGAUUAUGUGUGAGAACUAUUGAAUUGUUUAUUGGACAUAGUUCACUACUAAGACCUUUAUCCCAAGGUGCCGCAUACGACUGCAAUCUGACUACCAGCAUUUAGAAAAUACACUAAAACUGAUCUAUCCUCAGUGGCCGAUCUAGCGCAACCGUAUCGUCUACUCAAUCGAUGGCGACGUUGAUAACUCUGUCCCAAGAAGAAAUAGAUAGACAAAUGAAAGGUAGCUGCAUCCCCGACAGCACAGUUCUCUUCACCCUGUUUGCGUUUGCUGGUUCCGAUCAGAACACAAGUUGGUCUUUGCCAAACUUUCCGCAUCGUUGGAUGAACACAAGUCUGAAGCAGAUAGGCUUGACCUGA
Acanthoscelides obtectus is the source of this 522-nucleotide messenger RNA. Lineage: Eukaryota; Metazoa; Arthropoda; Insecta; Coleoptera; Chrysomelidae. The record is from the annotation of a GenBank genome assembly.